GACGCAGCCGUGAUAUGUUUUGGUAGCCGAGAGCAUGGAAGCCGGUGAGAAGAGACAAUUUAGGUCGUCAAAGAAGAGAAAGAAAGUUGGAAAAGCCGGUCAAGUGAGGUCAGCAGAAGAGGAGGCCAGGAGGAGGGAGAUUCUGAAGGAGAGUCUGAGGGAGAAACUUGAAUUAGAGAAACGAGCUCUUCAGGUGGUGGAGCGACUGCUGGACGAGAACGUUAGCGAGGAUUUUCUCACUGACUGUGUCCGACUGAUCACACCAGCCAACUACAGAGAUGCAGUGGAGGAACGUUCCAUUGCUAAACUGUGUGGAUAUCCUGUGUGCUCCAACACACUCACUAAUGUUCCUUCUCAGCAGUAUAAAAUUUCCACCAGGACCAAUAAAGUCUAUGACAUCACGGAACGUAAGUGCUUUUGCAGCGAUUUCUGCUUCAUAGCCUCAAAACAUCUUGAAGUCCAGAUUUCUAAAUCACCGCUGUGGCUCAGGAAGGAGGAGAGCCCUCCUGACAUUAAGCUGAUGAAGAAAGGUGAUGGGGGAAGCUCAGGAGUUGAGGUGGAGCUGACCGACAGACCGGUGUACCUGACAGAAGUAGAAAGUCCCGCCCCGGAUUCCUCGAUACGUCGUGGAUCUUCCAGGGAGAGCUCGGACAGCGAGGACGAGCAGAGUUUCGUGUCCAGCGUGGUGUCCGGACAGUGCUCACGUCCCCGGGUGCACUGGGGGAACCUGCCCAAGCGGCACGACGAAGACGGGACGAAACCAACUGACCGGGUUGAAUCCGGGCGUGUUGAUGAAGCUACACCUGUAGAACGUGGUGUGGAGGAAACGACGGACCUUCUGGACCGGUGUGAUUUAUCUGAUGCUCCUGCACAAACAGCUAACGAUGCACAUGAGAAGGCUGCAGAACCUGGACUGAACAUCUCAGAAGUGGGUAUGAGCAAGAAAGGCGCUGCUGGACUGAAGAACCUGCUAAAGAACCAUGCGCAGUCGAGAGCAGAACCUCCGUCGGUCACGCUCGGCGUGCUGGAGGCUCUACGACGCACUCUGACUGAGUGGAAAACUGAGGAAACCAUGAGGUUUCUCUGUGGACCUGGUUACACAUCACAGACCAAAGCCGUGGAACAAAGUAAAGUCGAGGAGGAAGAAGAGCUGGAUGAGGAUGAUCUGGAGGAUCCGGAGGAGGUUCCAGAGCAGAAGAGAGGUUCAGACCAGGGAGGAGGAGGAGCAGAAGAGGGAACACACCGACCCUCCGCUCCAGCUCCAGAUCAUCAGACUCUGAAGAAGGAGACGGAGAUGCUGGAGCUCCGAGUGCAGGAGUUCUACAAGGGAGGGUGUGUCCUGCCCGAGGAGGUCCAAAAUCUGACCGCGGGGGAGAGUAACCACGCCCAGCGGGAGAACGACGCCCCUCCGUUGCCGUUGGUCGACUCUCACGCCCAGCACGCCAUCCAGAGACGCAUCGCCGUGGAGAAGCUCUGCAGAAGUUCAAAGGACGUGGUCGGACCUCUGGGUGUGACCAUGAACGAGAUCAUCAACGACAUCAACAGCUUGGUCAGGACCUUCAGAUUCACGAACGUCAACAUCAUACACAAGCCUCCAGAGUGGACCCUGAUCGCUCUGGUUCUUCUUUCAGCGCUGACCGGAGUGUCCCCGUCUCUGAGGGACUCCAUGAGCAGGACGUCUUCGCUGGAGUUCGUCUCCUCUCUGGUGAAGGUGCUGAAGCUGAAGGACGAGGAUCUGAGGAGCCUCGUGCUGAUCUUCAGACCUGAGGGAAACGUCCAGCCUCCAAACUCAGAUCCGCCAGAGACGCCGCACUGCUAAACCUGAACUUAAACCUAAACCUGAACUUAAACCUAAAUCCUAACCUAAUAAAACUGAUCUGGAAAAAUAA
Molecule: messenger RNA, 1889 nt
Organism: Trichomycterus rosablanca
Lineage: Eukaryota; Metazoa; Chordata; Actinopteri; Siluriformes; Trichomycteridae
Gene: rpap2
Product: RNA polymerase II associated protein 2
Exons: 13
Coding region: 35-1819 (594 amino acids)
Cellular component (GO): nucleus; cytoplasm
Molecular function (GO): RNA polymerase II CTD heptapeptide repeat phosphatase activity; RNA polymerase core enzyme binding
Source: RefSeq, a predicted model, not a curated record